GCCCCGCUUGUCAUAGCUCCAGUGCGAUACGCUACGAUAUGUAGUGCAUGGUUUUGGCACCUUUUUUCUGUUAUGUGCAGGUGAAAGAAUUUCAGUGUUUGUUUUCAAACAGAAAUUCACAGGUGAUUUACAAACUACAAAAAUCUGUGUUCAUUAUUUAUAUUUUUGAAUGGGGAUGUAGACAUGCAAGGAAAUGUGCGUUUUGGUGGCAACUCGUGAACUGACAAUUUGGAAUUAUGUCGUGUUUUUACGAAGAUGGAGUAUAAUGUCAUAUUUUUACUGAGAAUUUAAAAUUCUUACUUUGAAUCUUGGGCGACAUGUGGGGCUACCUGCUGUAUAUUUGCACUGUAUUAUGUUUAUUGGUGCAGAAACUUACAGCCGAUUGUCAACACAUGGACCAGUUCUAUAUGAACCACACCCUAUGGUUGCCGGAUUCGUGUACCAUCUGCUCUUGUCUGGACCCAGUGUCUGUCUGUGAGAGUGUACGCUGCCUCAAUCCAAACUGUUUCUAUUCCAAGGGGGAGUACCUCCAGAUUCCUCACGAUGGUUGUUGUCCGGAGUGUGUGGGAACCCUAGCCCCCUGUCAGUACGACACCAAAACUGUCCCACACAAUACAGACUGGUAUCCUGAGCCUUGCUCUCACUGCACCUGUUGGAAUGGAGAAGUCACAUGUUCAGCAGUAGCCUGCCCCCGACAGACAUGCAAGCCCGGGACUGUGGCCCAGAGCCUGCCCGGGCAGUGCUGCCCCCAGUGCACAGCAUCAGGACGUUCAUGUGAAGUAGAUGGCGUGAUUCAUGAUGAUGGAGAGGAGUGGUCCCCCCUCCCCUGUACAAAGUGUGUGUGUCAGGAUGGGGCCUCCUCCUGUUACCCGAUACAGUGCCCUCCCCUUAUCUGUCCUCCGGGCCAGGAGAUGGAGAGAAGUCCUCACUCAUGCUGCCCUAUUUGCCAAUCUCAGAUGUGUACCGAUAACCACAAGAAAUACCAGAACAAUGAGAGCUGGCAGAAGGAUGACUGUACAUUUUGUACCUGUUUACAAGGAGAGACAGUGUGCAGGAGGAGGGACUGUGUGGACCCUAAAGAACUAGAAUGUGGCAAAAAUGAGAAAAAGGCCAAGCGGCCAGGGGAUUGCUGUAUUGAGUGUGUCAGUCGACAAGCAUCUUGUGAUUCUGAGGUUCCAUUGCGUUACCAUGGAGAUGUCUGGAACAUUUCGGCCUGUGAAUUUUGUUUGUGCGAAAAUGGUCAAGUUCAAUGUCACAAAGCCACCUGUGAACCUCUGUUUUGUGAACUGUAUGAAACCAGAGUACAUCUUGAUGGUAAAUGCUGCCCAGAGUGCAUGGAACAACCCAGGUGCUACUCCGACGGAGAUAUAUAUCUGGAUGGAGACACAUGGUACCCCGACCCCUGCUCCAUCUGUAACUGUAGGGAGGGACACAUCACAUGCUACCAGAAGCCCUGCCCAGUCUGUCCUCAGGGACAGGUCUCUAUCAUCCACCCCGGGGAGUGCUGCGGAAACUGUAAACCAUUGCAGUGUGGUACAGCUUGCUCUGUAUGCCGUCCAGACAAUCCUGACCACUGCCUGGUCUGUAAACAGCCGGGACUACUACUACAGAGGGGGUCCUGUGUCACAAGCUGUCAGGACAACUUCUACGUCACCAGAGACGCAAAGUGUGCAGAGUGCCAUGACACCUGUGCCAGCUGUACUGAGGGCUCUCAGCAUCACUGUAUCCAGUGUAAGCCUGGGCUGCUCUGGAGGGAUGGGCAGUGUGUAGCCAGGUGUGGAUCCAGCUUCUAUCAGGACGGGGGCCAGUGUCAGGCCUGUCAUGGGUCUUGCUCAGAGUGUCUCGGUCCAAAUGAAGACAGUUGUUUGUCAUGUACUAUUCCUGGUCAGUUACUCAUGUCUGGGCGGUGCGUGAAUGACUGUGGGCCUCAGUACUAUGUCAGUGAUCAAAAGUGCAUAGCCUGCCAGCCAUCCUGUCUCAGCUGUUCCAGUGAUGGGAGGUUCUGUACAAACUGUACUCAGUCCCUGGUCCUUCAUAAGGGACAGUGUGUCACCGGCUGUCCCCGGGGCUACUUCAUCUCCACCCAGGGGGUGUGUACUGCUUGUCACCCGAGCUGUAAAAAGUGUACCGGGCCCCUAGAAGCCGAUUGUCUGUCAUGCUUGGAUGGUUCUGCACUCACUGACAGGGGGCGCUGUGAGCUGGGAACCUGCGGUGAUGGACAUUACAAGGAUGCUAAUGGAAACUGUCAAAAAUGUGAGGCGGGAUGUCUGAGAUGUCAGGCGGCAGAAGACGGAGAACACACGGUCUGUCUGGAGUGUCCCCGACCAAUGGUAGUCUUUGACAACAUCUGUGUCCGCCAGUGUCCUAUUGGCCACUUCAACCAGAGCUCCAUCUGCCGCAAGUGCAGCAGUGGAUGUGUGGAGUGUGCCUCCCCCGCCCAGUGUACAAGGUGUGGCCCCUCCCUCCUUCUGUCUGAGGGGGUGUGUGUCCUCCAGUGUUCCCCCACCCAGACCAUUGACCCACUCUACAGCGUGUGCCAAGACUGCCCUGUGAACUGCCUGAGCUGUUCCACAUCAGCAGACUGUGCUCAUUGCGAUGACAUCACCUACCUCAAAAUGGGUACCUGUGUCUCCGACUGUGGGCAGGGCUUCUAUCAGGAUUCCCACUCCAGACAGUGCACAGCCAAUCACCAUAGGCCUACUUUACAAGUUCUGGGACAGAUCCAGGUGCAACAGGGAGGGAGAACUAGAAUUCCUGGCAAUAUGGUCUCCCUGUCUGAUUCAGACACGUCAAAAGAUGACCUUCAGUUGGUAGUGACCCAGCCUAGUGACAUUGGGACACUGGUCAAGGCCAUUCAAGGAAAUGAUGGGAUUUUGAAGUCAGGGGAUACAUUUUCUCUAGUAGAUUUGGAAUCUGGAAAAAUUCACUUCGUUCAUAAAAAUGGGGCUGGCAGAAAAGGUAAUAUUGUUUUGAGAGUCAGUGAUGGCCAACUUUACAGCAAAGAAAAGGCGCUCCACAUUGUGGUUAUUCCCAAACACUCGCCAUAUCUACGGAAGCACGAGUCUCUGUUGGCUUUCCUGGAUAAUGAGACCACCAUUGGACCCCAGCAGGUGGACAUUGGUGUAGACAGCUUAGAGGAUACAGUAACCAUCACAUUGUUACAGGGACCAAGUCAUGGACAAAUUGUGAACAAAGUACACAAUGUUUCUGUGUCAGAGAUCACUCUAAAGGACUGGACCAAUGAAAAACUUGCAUACAAAAUUGGAAAUUCCAAGGCAACAUCUGAUCAAGCAUUGUUCCAGAUAUUUGAUGGCUACCACACCUUAAACUUUCUGUUGGAUAUAACAAUCAGAAAACAAGAGGAUAUACUGCCAAUGAUUCUUCAGAAUAACAUGGGUCAUGUGAUCAAAGGUCAGAUGUUGCAGUUGACCUCUGAACUUUUGAGUGCAAAGGUCAUGGAUACCACCAAUGCUCCCUCUGAUGACAUCAUCUUUACUCUGUCACCUCCAGUCAACAACCCAAAAGAAGGUCAGUUGACGAUGAUUGUACAUCAGCCAGAAGAUGGGCCAGGAAGAGGCUGGGAAGAUGUAGGAGGUGGGAAAAUGUCCGCUAAAAUGUUCCGGUUUUUACAGAGGGACAUUGAUGAAGGAAGGAUCUGGUAUAAACACAUGGGGGCCUCAGCUGAUGACGACUUCUUUACAUUUGAGGUUUCUGACACAGCUAGCCAGCCCAAUAUCUUAAGAGACCAAGUGUUCCAUAUCCAGGUUAUGGAGGAGGAAGUUACCACAGCCGUUCCCACCGUCGCACCUGGAAGUAAAUUGGGAAUAUCAGUGUUGGAAAAUCAUGUGACACCCAUCAGUAGUACAAACCUGGCAUUUCAAGACAGGGACACAGAGGACAAAGAUAUUGUCUACAGCAUCGUCAAACCUCUGGCCCCGGGGGAAGGGACUAUUGAAUACGUAUCACAUCCAUUCACUCCAAUAUCAAGCUUCUCCCAGGAAGACAUCAACAAUAACAGAAUCAUGUACAGACCACCCCCAAAAGAACUUGGGGCUCAAGAAAGGGAGUUCUUUUUCACAUUUACAGUAUCAGAUGGAAACACAAAUUACACGAAGGAGGAGCGUUUUAUCAUCAGAGUUAUUCCUGUCAACAAUGAGCCUCCCCAGUUUGCGUACAGGAAUGCCCCAGUACAGGUUACAUGGGGAGGGAGUGCUCCCCUGGGACUCCCAGUCCUUGGGGUGAUGGAUCCUGACACUUCUUUGGAGGAUCUAAAGUUUACUCUCACUGUAAUGCCAAACCAUGGACAAAUGGAAAAAAUCUUGAAUUCCAGUAAAGUCUAUAUGAGACAAGGUGAUGAGUUUACUUACCACGAGAUCCAGACCAACUCCUUCCAGUACACCCAGGAUAAGUCUCACCCCGCCCGGUCUGAUCAGCUAGAGGUUACGGUCAGUGACGGAGUUCAUCAGGUGACCACUGAAAUCCAGGUGUCAAUCAUCAGUGUAGAUAACUCGGCUCCAGUUCUGUUAUCCACUGCUACCUGUAGAGUGCUGGUCAAAGAAGGAGACACUGUUGUCCUGAGGAGGACAGAGCUGGGGUUUAUGGAUGAGGAGGACAGUGAUGAGAGAUUGAGGAUCAUCCUAAACUCCUACAUCGCUCAUGGCUCCUUCAAGUACAAGGCUGCCAGGCUGCUACAGAAGGGCUCCUCCUUCACCCAGCAGGAUGUCAAUGAUGGCCUCAUCAGCUAUUCUGCAGACAAGGAGAUUGGAAUUCAGCCAAUCACAGAAGUUCUUGUUUUAAAUGUAACCGACAGCAAACAGAAUUUGUUACCCAAUCAGGUUUUGUCUAUUGUUGUGGAGCCAGUGGAUAACCAACCUCCCUCUGUUGUUGUUGGGGAAGAUAUCAAGGUGGAGGAAGGUGGGACUGUGUCUGUCUCCCUGAAUAACAUCAAAGCUACAGACAUGGACAGUUCUGUUGCUCAUCUCACCGUACACAUCAAAGUACGACCCAGCUUUGGGCGCAUAGUCUCAACAAGGACCGAAGCUGCCUCUGAAUUGGCACAAGGGCCGUCCAUUGUUUCUUCCUUCACACUGCAGGAUAUUGUAGAGGGAUACAUUUACUAUGAACAGAGUGACCACAGCAACAAAGAGCCGGUGGCUGAUGGAUUCCUGUUUACUGUUACCGAUGGCAACAACACCACGCCCUACUACAGGCUCAAUAUUACAAUCAGUCUUGUCAACGACGAGAAACCCACUCUGAUAACUGAGCAGCUGUUUGUCAGGGAGGAUAACUCUGUACCCUUGACCAAUGCCUCCCUGUACAUUGUGGAUUUAGACACGCCCCCAAGAGAUCUCAUUCUGACUGUCACCUCAGCUCCCUCACAAGGAGUUCUGGGUUUCAAAACAAAUUCCAGACACCCAUCACCGAUAAUCAAGGAACUAAUUAAAGGACAUAGAUUCACCUAUCAGAAUGUUUUGGAUGAGCUGAUUGUGUACAGACACAGUGUAGGCAAUGUGAAGGGGGACUACAUCUCCCUCAGUGUAUCUGAUGGAGACUUCCAGGCUGAAGGGACCCUGACCAUUGUGAUAGGGAUUGUCAAUGAUGAAACCCCCAGGAUGUCAGUCAACAGGGGUCUCAGAGUCAACUCAGGAUCAUCCACAUUCAUCAAGUCUAAGGACCUCCAGUCCACGGACAUUGACUCGGAGGACUCCAUGUUACUGUACACCAUCACCCAGGACUCUCCAGCAGGCCACCUACAGUACGUCAAGGGAGGCCACUCCGAGCGGAUCUCCUCCAAGGGACCAAUUAGAACCUUCCUACAGUCUGACAUCAACAGCGGAUACAUACAGUACGUCCAUCAGUCAGGGGAGAUGACUGGGGUUGUACUGUUCAAAUUUGACGUGGAAGACAGUGAAGGCAAUAAACUUAUUGAUCAAGAUUUCUUCAUAACUGUUAUAGAGGACAGACACCCUCCUCAGGUAGUAGCCAGCAGAGAGUUGACAGUAAGGGAGGGGUCGAAUGCCAGGCUCACCUCCGAGUUCCUGUCCUACACUGACGUAGACUCGGAGCCGGCAUCCCUCCAGUACUUCCUGGUAUCAGCACCUCACCUAGGUCAUCUAGAACUCACAGGCAACCCAGGUGUACCAGUGUCUGAGUUCAGCCAGUCAGACCUGGCAGCUAACAGUGUGAUGUACUACCACACUAGUCCUACCGAGGAAUACAUGGAUGCCUUCACCUACACUGUCACAGACGGAACAAAUGAGGUGACCCACAAGUUCACAAUCACCAUUACCCCUGUGGAUGAUGAAAUCCCCCUGGUGAUCAACAAUGGCCUGACGGUACAGGAAGGAGUGAGGAAACUGAUCACAGAGUUUGAACUGAAGGCACUGGACAAGGACACUGAGGAGAGACAUCUACUGUUCACCAUUGUGAAUCCCCCAGUCCAUGGCUCCCUACAGACCCGGACAGACAGUGGCUACCAUACCAUUACCAGCUUCUCCAUGGCAGACAUCUAUAACAACAGAGUCAGCUACCUACACGACGGCAGUGAGACUCAGACCGACAGCUUCGCCUUCACUGUCACUGAUGGUACCACUAAGAUGUUCUCCAUGCAGAGAGAUGGUCGGAGAGGGGAUAUAAGUGUUCCCUCACCGAAUCCCCAGAGUUUUGAUAUAAAAGUUCUUCCAAUGGAUGAUGGCACUCCAGUUUUACAUACAAAUCUUGGUCUCCAAUUCUUAGAGCAUUCUAAUGGACAGAUUGCAAACUUUAUCACCAACAAGGAGCUACUAGCAACAGAUGUUGACACUCCAGCAGACAGACUCAUGUACCAUGUGAUGCGACAGCCUCGUUAUGGGCAGCUAGAGAAAACGGAAUCACCAGGGCAACCUAUAUCUGUGUUCUCACAAGAUGAUGUGAACAAUCAGCUGAUUCGCUAUGUGUUGACUGGGGAUAUCUCAGUAGCCAAGGAUGAGUUUGUGUUUGACCUGAUGGACAGCAAGCCCAACAGAGUAACAGACAACACCUUCUACAUCUCCUGGUCCUACAUAGAGUUCAAUCAGGUCCUGAUCAAUGUGACGGAGACUUCAGGGAUUGUCCAAGUCCCUGUCAACCGCAAGGGCAAUCUGAAACAGUACUGUGUGGUAUCCUGUAGAACAGUCCCAUUAACUGCUACCUCUCAGUCUGUCUCCUCCAGACCAGGCACUCAGGACUUUGUGGAGAAAACAGGACAGAUCCAGUUUGAAGAGUGGCAGGAUUCAAAGAUGUGUAAUAUCAUCAUCAACGAUGACUCCCUGUAUGAGGGAACAGAAACGUUUUCUGUAGAGAUCUUCCAACCUAUCUACACUCUCCUAGGAAGGAAGAAUAGAGCCACUGUAUCAAUACUGGACUCUGAAGAUGAACCCCUCCUCCAGUUCAAUCAGUCUGUCUAUCACGUCAGUGAAAAUGAUGGAUAUUUUCAUGCUGCCAUUUCAAGAUCAGGUGAUGUGAGUGACAGCGUGUCUGCCGUCUGUUACACCGUCCCCCUGACCGCCCGUGGGAGCAGUGUGGACAGACUUGAAUCUGGCUCGGAUUACAUCACACGUCAACGCUCCAACAGGAACAGAGUCGUCUUUCCAGCUGGAGUCACCAGUGCUACAUGUAGCAUCAAGGUGAUAGAUGACAGCCUUUUCGAGAGUCCUGAGGAGUUUGAGUUGAGGCUCUCAGAUUCCUCAUACAAUGCAAAGAUUGGGACUCUGUCUUCAGCAACAGUCAUCAUUGAUGGCCCUAAUGAUGAGUCGAGCAUUCACUGGGCCCUGCCUCAAUACCAUUUCGAUGAGGAUGCUGGUGAUGUAGAGCUGGAGAUCAUAAGGGUGGGGUCUGACCUCUCCCACACGUCAGUGGUGUGGUGCGCCACCCGCCUGUCAGAACCACCCUCUGCCAAUCCAGGAGAGGACUAUAUACCCAGCUCUACACAGGUCACCUUCAGUCCAGGCCAGGCUUCACAGAAAUGUCACUUGACCCUACUGGACGACAGUGUAGAACCACGGCUGGAGGGAAAUGAAACAUUUACUGUGUGGCUCUCUACACCAGUCGGAAGUUCCCUAGGAAAUCCCCACACAGCUACCGUCACAAUAUAUGAUGGCCAUUUAGAUAUUCCCACCAUGGAGUUUACUUACACCGAGAUGGUUGUGAAGGAGAGUGAGAGAGUGGUGGAGGUGCCCAUCAGACGGCUCGGGGACUGCACUCAAAACUCCUCCGUCAUCUGCUACACUCGCCAGAAUACAGCUGUGGUCAUGAUGGACUACACUGAGAGACCACUCACCGAGGCCUCCAGGGUCGUGUUCCUACCUGGAGAAAAGGUUAAAACCUGUUCUGUGGGGAUUGUGGAUGACAGUGAGAAUGAACCAGUGGAAUUCUUCUAUGUGUGGCUGACUCAGCCCAAAAGUAGUGGGAAGUCAAGGGCAGCCGUCGGAGCUCAGGUCAAGGUGAAGAUCACCAUUAUUAACCCAGAGGAUGCUCCUAAAGUACAAUUUGAGCAAGUAGAGUACACAGUGCAUGAGCCAACUUCUGGGGAACACCCUGCCAUUUUGAGUGUGAGAGUGUUGAGGGAGGGGGAUGUGGACCACACCUCCACAGUGCGCUGUAGUACACGUGAUGGCUCAGCUGUAGCGGGCAGGGACUACAACGCAAAGAGUCAAAUACUGACCUUCUCCCAAGGUCAGAGAUUUGUAGAGUUUCCAGUAGAGAUCCUCCACAAUGAUGACAUUGAGUGGCAUGAAUCAUUCAGGGUCUUGUUAGGUCCUGAGGACCCAUCAGGGGCGAGCCUGGGGGACAGGGCACUUGUUACGGUCACUAUCCUGGACGAUGAAGUCUCUGGGAGUCUGGUCUUCCCUGCUCCACCCAUUGUGGUAUCUCUGCUACACCUAGAUAACCUACAUACAGAUUACAGGGAGGAACCGUCCCCAGGCUACCCCCUCGUCUGUGUGUCUCCCUGUGAUAUACAAUAUCCGUCUUAUAGCAGCACUCAUUCUUUGUGUGAACAAUCAGGAAUCGACCAAUCAGCUGUAUCAUAUCGUUGGGAGGUUGCCAUGCCAACUGAUGUCCACGGUGCUCGACCUCCCUUCGUCAUGGUAACGGACAACACUCCCUUUACAAGUGUUGACUCCAAAGUUCUUGACAGCAUCUACUUCCGUCCAUCGUUUCGUGUUCGUUGUAUCAUUCAGCCUUUACACUCAAAUGGAAAUCCUGGGAUUCCGUCAAAGAGUCACGAAGUCAGCAUUAGCCAUGACAAUGGUAUCUGUAAUUCUCCUGUCUUUAAGGGAACACCCAAUAGCUAUAGUGCACAAUCAUUUCUUGCCAAUUUACGAUAUGUUGGACCUGGUGAUAAAAAGCAUCCAAACACUGUCCAUAUUUCCAUCAAAGUCCCACAUCAAGAUGGCCACCUUCCACUGAUUUCCACCUAUCCUAUCCACAAUCUCCGCUUUCUGUUGUCUGAGCCUGUUUAUAGACAGCAACAUCUGUGCUCAAACCUCAUUACUCCCAGUGAACGCUCAGGAAUCGUAAACUCAGGAUUUUUGGACAGUGGAGAACUGGAUCCAGCAUCUUACAAUUUUCCUCAUCAGUAUGAUCCACAUUUGCGGGAGAACAAGACCUUAGAUUUGUACCACCACCUCAGCAUGAAAUCCUGUAUGUGGAGAUUUGAUGCCUGGUAUCACAUGUCUGAUUUAGUGGAUGUGUGUGGUGGAAAAAUAAUGGCAGAUUUUCAGGUUAAAGAUGCGGGAAAGACCUACCUGACUGUGGUCGUACCUUUGUAUGUGUAUUAUGUGUACGCUACAGCCCCUAUAGGGUGGGGCUCCCUCCAACAUCACACCCAGAUGGAGUUCUCUUUCUACUAUGACACCAUUCUGUGGCACUCGGGGCUGGAAACAAAGGGGACAAUAUCCGGAGAUCUGCAGGUUCUGAAAAUUCUGGUCGGCAGGGACGGCAAACUCAUUGUGGAUUUCAAAACUCAAGCCAGGUUUAGAGGUUUAUAUGUAUUACAACACCACACUCUACCAAAUGCCCACAGUAGGAUUAUCCCCCCUACAGGAAUGACAAUCAGCUUAGAUCUCACCCUAGUGUGGGGACAGCAAACUUUUGACAGUCCCCGGCAAUUUUGGAGAGCUACCUCAGACUUCAGCAUCAAGGACUACACAGGUACCUAUAUAUUGGAGCUUAUCCCCUGCACUGUUCACUCCACCCAGAUAUUCACCUCUAACCAGUCCCCUAUCCCCUGCACUGCCAACCCGCCUCAGAGAUUUGAGGUCCCUAUAGCCUUCCAGCAGUCCAACCAUCCUGUUCCUUUGGUGUACUCUCUAGACACUUCGUUCCAACUGACCAGCAAUGAAAAGUUCUUCCUCGUGGACAUUCAUGAUGAGCAGCUGAAGGAGGAAAUGAUAUAUGAUGGAGUAUUUGAACAAGGUCAGACAGUAUAUGGACGUGUUUCAUGGAAUCCAGAACAAGAUCUCCAGUCUGCGUACAAGCUGUCCAUCCAGAAAGUCUACCUCUGCGCAGGAAAGAAUGGUUAUAUUCCAAACUAUGACCCUGAGGGAGAUAUAUUUGGGGAAGGAAAGCAGUUUGGAUGUGUCCAACCAAGUCCUGAACUCCAGUUUCGCUUCCUUAUCCUAGAUAGAGGAAAUACAGAUGUUACCCAGAGAGAGUUCCAGGGGAUUCCAUUCCAUGCCGAGUUUGCCAGUGACAGACAUCCCUCUUUGGAGACCUUCUCCGGGGUGGAUGGAUUUUCCUUCAGUGUGGAUCCAUUGUACAAGGUAUCAUCAGGUAAUCAGUGGUACCUUCAGGUGAUUUACCUUAUCACCACAUCGAAGAGCGAUGGCAGUUUUCAUCGUACGAGACGAUCAACAAGUCUGUUAAGCAGAAAGGAAAGAGACACUAGUUCAGUGGAAGAUAUUCUAGAAUCCAUUGAGAAAAGUGGAAAGAAGAAUGGAACCAACAUUAGUCCUCUACCUUUGGUGUCCUCAAAAACCGACCAAUCAGAGGACACCCUAACACUAGACAGCUCAUCACACACAGUUCCCAUCAUGGCCCCGGUGUUAACUGUGCUAUUUAUUAUUGUUAUUAUAAUAUGUAUUGUGAUAUUUCUUGUGUAUCGAAGAAAGAAGAGGAAAAGACCAGAUAAUUCUAGUCAAACAAACAAUCAGUGUGCCUUGGAAAGUGCAGCUCAAAAUCCCGCAUGCCAAAGACAAAUGUCACGAACUUCUCUCUCACUCUCCCGAAUUAAUGUUAAUGUCAAAGAGAUCAAAGACAGCACAGUGUCACAAAGUGAAAGUGAAAGGACAGCCAGUGUUCAGCUGAUGACCUCAGAUACCAAUACUCAGGGCAGGAGGAAGCGACAUGCUGGAACAGAAGUUUAGUGUCCGACACUCAACCAUCCCUUCUGUUGAUAUACAUUGCACUCAUUUCCAAAUGUAGAUAGAAAAUAUCAUCAACUCUAUCCUUCUUUUAUGGGGUAAAGGUGGUUUAAUCACUCCAUUUAUACAUUUUUUUUUCUUGGUGCCUGCAAAAUACUUGUCAGCAUAAUGUGAUAACAUUUCGGUAUUAAUACUCAUUUGCACGACGUUGUGAUUGAUUUGAGAGAUGUAUGACUGGCAUAUGAUUUGUGAUGGGUAGGAGUUCAUAAGUGCAAUAUUUUUUUGAUAUUUUAUUAUUCAUUGCUAAUGUGACUAUUAUUAAAAAUGACAUACAAUGA
Magallana angulata is the source of this 11719-nucleotide messenger RNA. RefSeq names its product extracellular matrix organizing protein FRAS1-like. The transcript has 65 exons. NCBI's taxonomy places the organism in Eukaryota, Metazoa, Mollusca, Bivalvia, Ostreida, Ostreidae. The record is from RefSeq and is a predicted model, not a curated record. Gene Ontology annotation, molecular function: protein binding; calcium ion binding. Gene Ontology annotation, cellular component: membrane. Bases 318 to 11384 code for a protein of 3688 amino acids. Gene Ontology annotation, biological process: homophilic cell-cell adhesion; cell communication.